GUCAAAUUUAUCUAAAGUCACUUCAAAAUUUAGGAAAAUUUACCGUCUAUCAGGGCCUGUGUGAGAGUCAUGCUCUCGCUGAAUGCCACUUGUACUACAGCGUUCUUGGUCAUUGUCCGUGCCUGAACGUCGAGGCGGCUGAACCUCUCUCUUCGUCGGUUUCUGAGAUUGUACAGCAAUCCGACAGGGCUCGGGAUUAUUUAUCUUCAAACCAAUCAUUAUACGCGAACCGAAGUACAUCGAAUAGCCCUGUUAUCUCGAGAAAGCUUGCUGCAACCCAGCAACUCAUCGCACGUCCUGUUGCUGAAUUCGGCCAAGCCGACCACUAGUUUACUACAUUUGCCGUACGAACCUGUUCCAUCCCUUAUCCACCAAAACCAGCAUGACUGAAUCAGACUCAACAAUCUUGGCCCCAGCUCCGCUCUCACAGUUCACCAAAUUCCCUGAACUGCCAACGGAACUCCGCCUGAAGAUUUGGGGGUAUGCAGCAACGACUCAGCGCCUUCUAGAGUUGCAGUACUGCAUAGUUGACCGCAAGUUUUUCUCUUUCCAGAAACUGCCGGCUAUUCUACAUACCUCUCAGGAAUCUCGGGCUGUAGGAUUGUGUUACUAUCACUUCUCCUUUGGCACCGAUAAGCACCCGCCGGGCACCUACUUUAACGCAGUUGACGACAUCCUCUACUUCGGCUCUGAGCAAUACGAUGACGAGAUCGAAUAUAUGGUGCGGUAUUUCGACAAGCAGAGUAAUUUGCUUGAACCUCGCGACCAGAUCCAGAAUAUUGCUUUAGCAGAAUACCUCUGGCGACGAGACUUAGCGUACAGCCCAUUUGCUACUUGGAGAGGGAACUGGAGCAUUCAGAAAUUCGCCCGGACCUUCCCCCAUCUCAAGCAAUUGAUCUGCGUGAAGGGGCGCAAGGUACCAUUCAAUGGGGAAGAAGUAGACGGGGAGCUUCUUCUAGGCUCUCGAAAUUAUGCUGGGCCCUCGCUACUCAACUCUAUAAGUGGCUACGAAUUACUGCGGAAUCCGAACUUGGCUCUAGAAGCUGUUAUAUCGGCAUUCCGGGUUGGAAAACAGGAAACCCCUGAAAGACGGUACCCUGAAGUGGCUGUCAUGGAGCUCCGGUAUUCGUGAGGGCGUUUUAAUGGAAUGGCGGAAUUGGUAACCUAAAUUGGAUGAAGACGGGGUCUCGUAGGCCUAUUGCUGCAAUCGUUGUGGUUUCAUUUUGGGCAAAAUGCCGACGUAUUCAAUGAAAAUCGUGAACUUUGGUCUCCCAAG
Molecule: messenger RNA, 1276 nt
Organism: Hyaloscypha bicolor E
Lineage: Eukaryota; Fungi; Ascomycota; Leotiomycetes; Helotiales; Hyaloscyphaceae
Exons: 2
Coding region: 383-1132 (249 amino acids)
Source: RefSeq, a predicted model, not a curated record